Colletotrichum abscissum is the source of this 534-nucleotide messenger RNA. RefSeq lists its product as uncharacterized. Lineage: Eukaryota; Fungi; Ascomycota; Sordariomycetes; Glomerellales; Glomerellaceae. Bases 1 to 534 code for a protein of 177 amino acids. The record is from RefSeq and is a predicted model, not a curated record. The transcript is spliced from 2 exons.
AUGGCAUCAACAGCUCAUCGAUAUUCUGGCUUCUUGACCCUGUUGAUGAGCGUUGUCGGUGUGGGAUGCAUGCUCUAUGGCGGGAUGGGGCUGUAUGCGUACAAAUCCAAUUCACCAUACAAGACGACGAUUAUCCAAACACCAAAGCAACACAGCGUCGAUAUGCAGCUGUGCAUACUCCACCACCGCGUGCAGGCACAGACCAUGUCAAACGAAGUCCAGACACUGUACGAGUUCCUGGGCAGCGAUAACCCGGCGUCGUCAAAGACUGCUGAGGCUGUCGAGCUGGACUUGUGGCGGGCGUGGGAUCGGCACGUGGCUGGGGCGCGAAAGGAAGAGAAAAAGGGUGGCAGGAAGAUACACGAGUUGGACGAGGAGAGAUCUUUGUUCCUUGCCGUCGUGGACGUGCUGAUGACGCGAAAGGAGAUGCGAAGGUACUACGACAAGGUGAUCCUGUUGCCUCUGACGAGCGCGGUAGAUCGAGAGCCCGUGCUGAGAAGUCUCUGCGGGAAGCACUGGCUGGCGAUGCAGUGA